Messenger RNA from Trifolium pratense (red clover), 1327 nucleotides. RefSeq names its product vesicle-associated membrane protein 711-like. The transcript has 3 exons. Gene Ontology annotation, cellular component: membrane. The record is from RefSeq and is a predicted model, not a curated record. NCBI's taxonomy places the organism in Eukaryota, Viridiplantae, Streptophyta, Magnoliopsida, Fabales, Fabaceae. Gene Ontology annotation, biological process: vesicle-mediated transport. The coding region runs from base 197 to 856 and encodes 219 amino acids.
AAUGAUGAAUCAAAAAAUCACAAAAAGAAAAAAGCAAAUAGAAAGCGACGUGCUAUGAAUCACGAACGAAGAGAAAAGAAAAAGUGUUGAAUAAUUUGAAUUGAAUUGAAUUGAAUCCACAAAUUCACAAACACAAAAUCAUCACCGUUAAUUCCACCACUCUCUUCAACGGUUCAAAUUACACAAUCAUUUCCAAAUGGGUAUACUCUUCGCACUAGUCGCACGUGGCACGGUGGUUCUCGCCGAGUUCACCGGAACAACCACAAACGCCACCGCAAUCGCGCGACAAAUUCUCGAGAAGAUUCCUGGAAACAACGAUACACACGUUUCUUAUUCACAAGAUCGGUAUAUCUUUCACGUUAAACGGACCGAUGGACUCACUGUUCUUUGUAUGGCGGAUGAUACCGCCGGACGGAGAAUUCCGUUUGCGUUUUUGGAAGAGAUUCAUCAGAAGUUUGUUAGGACUUAUGGACGUGCUGUUCUUAAUGCUCAAGCUUAUGGUAUGAAUGAUGAGUUUUCUAGGGUUUUGAGUCAGCAGAUGGAGUAUUUCUCUACUGAUCCUAAUGCUGAUCGGAUUAAUCGUCUCAAAGGUGAAAUGUCUCAGGUACGAAAUGUCAUGAUAGAAAAUAUUGACAAGGUUCUGGAUAGAGGUGAUAGAUUGGAAUUGCUGGUGGAUAAAACUACUGAUAUGCAAGGAAACACAUUUCGCUUCAGGAAACAGACUCGUCGUUUUAGAAGCGCUGUGUGGUGGAGGAAUGUUAAACUCACGGUCGCUCUUAUAGUCAUCCUACUUGUGAUAGCAUAUGUUGUGUUGGCUUUUGUUUGCCAUGGGCCUACACUACCGUCUUGCUUCUAGUGAAGGGUUGAAAAGUGAAUUUAUGUGUGAUUUUAUACCGUCUCCAGUUUGCAAAGGUCGCUUCUAUUGUGGCGCAGACUCCCGUUUGUUUCAAUUGCUGGGCUGUCAACGUGUGUGCAGAUUUCUGGUGUUUUGGGUUGUAGUUAUUACAAGGUUUGAGGGAAAAAUAUUGUGCAUCAUGUCUUUUAUGUAUUAUCUUACAUACCACCCCAAAAAAUGGAUUGAACCGGAACAUGAUCGGGAUUUUGAGUUAUUUAAAGUGUUACUAUUAUAUCUGGGUAUAGUCAUUAAUGUUCUUCCCUUCUCUUUUUGUUUAAGAGAAGUAAGGGUAAAGUUUUGAAUUUCAUGGGUCCCUUCGUAGCUCAAUGAAGGGAGAUUGUUUAGCUUCGCUUGCCCCAUUGUUAUAUAUUUAUAUUUGCAAAGGUUCCUUUUUGUUUUGGUUUUCUGCAAUGAAAUAGUAUUAUCAUAUGA